CGGCCCGCACACGGUCCCGGGGGGGCGGACCCGUGAGAGCGGCCGGAGGGGGCGGUGCCGCGGGCGGGGCGGAGCAGGGCUGCGCAGGCGCCGUGGGACCGGCGGCGUGUUCCGGGAGCGGAGCGGGGCGCUGGCUGUGGCGGAGCUAGGGUGGCAAAACACAAAACCACCUCAGGAUGGCUGUAGUUCAGCCAGGGAUGACAACACUUCGUAAAGCAAAGAAAAUCACUGUAAAAACAUGUCUCGAUAACCCCUUUGUUUUUCAAUGGAAAACCAUAGAUGGGGAAGAUAUGCAUUUUAUACUGCAGACCUUAGAAGAAAGGAUUAAACAUAUUGGACUUAAAAAGAUUGAGACUCCAAGAAAGAAAAAGCGUUCCCUUACAAAAAAACAAAUGGAAAGAAAGUGCGAUGCUAGCACCGAUGAACUCCCUAAAGAGGAGGAAACAGAAGGCCAUCAACAAAACCCAGGAUGGACGGACAUAAAUAUCAGAAGACAGCUUGCUAUUGGAGUUAAUGAAGUUACAAAAGCAUUGGAAAAAAAUGAACUUCUUCUCUUGCUGGUGUGCAAGUCUGCAAAACCUGCCAUGAUCACGUCGCAUCUUAUUCAGCUGAGUGCAAGUCGAGCCACACCAGCGGGCCAGGUUCCCCGGCUCAGUGAAACAGUUGCACCACUUCUAGGCUUAACAUCCAUUUUAGCACUAGGCUUUAAAAAGCAGUCUGAUAAAUUUACUGAAGCAAUAGAAGCAAUAAUUCCCAAGAUACCAGCUCUGGAGGUGCCGUGGUUUCAGUACAGAACUGGAGAAUCUGUGGCUCUGGCACAGGCGGAGUCUUCCGACGUUCCUGAACCCGAGCAGCUUGCAGAGGCGCCGGGGGAUGAGCUCACAAGCCAGAAGCGCAAGCGUAUGGAAAGCAAUCAGCUUGAUCUUUCCAAUGUAAUUUUGCAGCCUUUGAAAAUCAAGAAACUUGUUCCAAAUCCAAACAAGAUAAAGAAACCACCUCGCAAAAAGAAAAAAGCUUUUUCAGCAUAAAUUAUUUCAGUUUGGUUCUUCAUGAUUAACUCAUUUUUUAAUGCAGUGUAGAGUACAGCUCUAACUGAAUUAUUUUGUUAGGCUUUACAGUGUAAAGCACUUGAAUACAAGGUGAACUUUAUGUUGCAUUCAGUUGAGGUAUUUCCUGCUUCAAUAAAGAAUAUUGCUUGAA
Molecule: messenger RNA, 1200 nt
Organism: Columba livia (rock pigeon)
Lineage: Eukaryota; Metazoa; Chordata; Aves; Columbiformes; Columbidae
Gene: RPP38
Product: ribonuclease P/MRP subunit p38
Exons: 2
Coding region: 177-1028 (283 amino acids)
Biological process (GO): tRNA 5'-leader removal
Cellular component (GO): ribonuclease MRP complex; fibrillar center; nucleolar ribonuclease P complex
Molecular function (GO): ribonuclease P RNA binding; ribonuclease P activity
Source: RefSeq, a predicted model, not a curated record